Messenger RNA from Naegleria gruberi, 570 nucleotides. RefSeq names its product rab family small GTPase. The coding region runs from base 1 to 570 and encodes 189 amino acids. The transcript is spliced from 5 exons. Gene Ontology annotation, molecular function: GTPase activity; GTP binding. Lineage: Eukaryota; Heterolobosea; Eutetramitea; Acrasida; Naegleriidae. The record is from RefSeq and is a predicted model, not a curated record.
AUGUCGGAUUGUGAUUUUUUGUAUAAAGUGGUUGUAUUGGGUGAUUCGGGUGUUGGAAAAUCGAAUUUAAUUAUCAGAUUUACAAAGAAUAUUUUCAAUACACAACCAAAACCAACGAUAGGUGUAGAAUUUGCAUCAAAAUCAAUCUCGUAUGAUGGUGCUACGAUCAAGGGACAAAUAUGGGACACUGCUGGACAAGAGAGAUUUCAUGCUGUAUCUGUUCAGUAUCAUCGUGGAGCUCAUGGAGCAUUGAUGGUUUAUGAUAUUACCAAUAAGGAAUCAUUUGAACAUUUGGAAAAGUGGUUUAAUGAAAUUAGUAAACAAGGAGAGGAAGGAUGUAUCUAUAUUGUAAUCGGAAAUAAGUGUGACUUGGCAGGUCAGAGACAAGUCACUGAAGAGGAAGGUAAAAUUUUUGCAGAAAAGAGAAAUCUACUAUUUAUGGAAACAUCAGCAUUGGACUCGACAAAUGUGGAGGAAGCAUUCUCAAACAGACCAUAUAACGGAGCACUUGCUGGUGCUAAUCCAUCACCAAUUAAAGAACCACCACCUGCAAUAGCGGUGAUAUUAUAA